UCACGUCCGCACUUGAACUUGAGUUUUCUCCCAUCGUAGAAGCCAGAGAGCCACACAGAGCCGCUCAGAGCCGCACGCACAGUCCAGGGGAUGCGGGACUCACAGAGAGCAAACACAGUGGCUUUGCUUUGACUCGAACAGUUAAAGUCUCACCCGCCCGGCCGCUGCUGUCAGUGCAGUAGAAGUGCCAGCCACUUGGCCACAUUUCGAGAAGUGCCGGGAAGAAAACUGGAUUCCUUUUUUACGCACGUCUCCACCGCGCAGGAGCGGGCAGUGUCCGGCGUGGCCGGAUAGUGGACACAGGUAGAGACUGACCAUCAGGAGGUGACCUCUCGCCUCCUUCCGUCUCUCCAUCCUUCACUCUCCGCUCCUCUCUCGUCUCGCCGCUGACAGAUGGUGUAAAAGCGACGGAGAGAACAGUGACCCCCUCCCUCACCUCAGAUCGAAGAAAGGAGGCGCACAGACACUUUGGCACCGAACUCCGAACGAGCGCCCGGCGCUGCGCCACGGCCGGCCACCGCGGAACGCAGGAGCCACUGCCCGCUGAAGAGAUCACCUCCAGGGCGAGAUUCGGCCCAGCGUCUAGUGGUCAGCUCGGGGGGCCAACAAGCAGGCUGUUUGUGGGCGGAUUGGUCGGUUAUUGGAGCCGGAGCGGGAAGAGGAGGAGGAGAAGGAGAGCCGACCCUUCCAGCGCCGCUCUCCGGGCGAUGCCAGUGUAAAUGCCAGGGCGAUGUCCCGACGCAAGCAGGGGAAUCCGCAGCACCUGUCCCAGAGAGAAAUAACGCCGGAGGUGGAGCAUCCAGAUGGCGCUUUGCUCUCCGAAUCCCUACCCUCCAACCCACUCACCCUGCCCUCCAAUCCACUUGGCCUACGUCCCCAUCCUUUGGACCCCAGCUUGGCUCACACCCUGCCGCCUGGCCUCCACUCUGACCACGACCUGCUCACUUGCGGCCAGUGCCAGAUGACUUUCCCGUUGGGCGACAUAGUCCUCUUCAUUGAGCACAAGAAGAAGCAGUGCCAAACACCGCUGCUGGCCAACGGCUGUUAUGACAAGAUGAACGACCGAGGAGGAGGAGGACAAGGAGACAGUCCAACUCUGCAGAGCCUUCAUCACUACGCGCAGAGGGUGGAGCUAAGAAAGGUGUUGGAGCCAGUAGAGGUCGGCAUCCAGGUGACACCAGAGGAGGAAGAUGAGGUGGGAGGAAGAGGGGAACGAGGUGAGAGAGGAGAGAAGACACCAACCAAAGGAAUUUUCCCGAAGCAGGAAAACAUGCUAUCAGGUGGAAGGGAUGAGCCCUCAAGCUAUACGUGUACCACCUGUAAGCAACCCUUUCCCAGCGCCUGGUUCCUGCUGCAGCAUGCCCAGAACACCCACGGCAUUCGCAUUUACCUGGAGUCCAGCCCCUCCAGCACAACCCUCACCCCACGCCUCACUAUGCCUCCACCCAUUGGCAACGACUCCAUCCCACAGUCCCCCCUCACCAACUUUCUAGGGGAUAACAACCCUUUCCACCUACUGAGGAUGACAGCACCCCUGCUCCGUGAACCUCCCCCAGGCUUUGUAGAGAACCGUCUCCCCAGUACGCCUCCAUUUGUCACUCCACCUCCCCGCCAUCACCUGGACCCCCAUCGCCUGGACCCCCAUCGCCUGGAACGCCUUAGUGCAGAGGAAAUGGGCCUCAUCUCCCAGCACCCCAGUGCCUUUGAAAGGGUGAUGCGGCUAACACCUAUGGCCAUGGAGUCCCAGUCUAUGGACUUCUCCAGGCGGUUACGAGAGUUAGCAGGGAACACUAACAGCACCACACCACCAUUAUCACCCAACAGGCCUAACCCUAUGCAUCGACUACUAAACCCUAAUCCCUUCCAGCCUGGGCCAAAAUCGCCAUUUCUGAGCACUCCUCCAUUGCCACCAAUGCCCCCAAACAGCACCACCCCUCCCCAGACGCAGAACAAGAUCAAGUCCUGUGAGUUCUGUGGUAAAACCUUCAAGUUUCAGAGCAACUUGGUAGUACAUCGGCGCAGCCAUACUGGAGAAAAACCAUACAAGUGCCAGUUAUGUGACCACGCUUGCUCUCAGGCAAGCAAGCUGAAGCGCCACAUGAAGACCCACAUGCACAAGGCUGGAUCCCUGACGGGGCGUUCAGAUGAUGGCUUAUCCACCACGAGCUCCCCAGAACCAGGCACCAGUGACGUGCCAGGUGAGGGCAUGAAAAACCGUGAUGGGGAUUUCCAGGGGGAAGGCAACGAAGAGGAAGAAGAGGAGGAAGAGGAAGAGGAGCUUGAGAAUGAGAGUCGACCAGAAUCAAAUUUCAGCAUGGAGUCUGAGUUCUACCGGAACAGAGAGAAUGGUUCUAAACCUCUGUCAGAGGAGAAGUCGUCCCUUGGCCUUGAGAAGAUAGUGGAAGGUGGGGGACUCAAUUCUAUACAGCAGUACAAUAAUUUGAUAGUUGACAAUCGUAAAAGGAUGCCCUUCUCAAAGAGGGCCCUGGAUGGCCAGCGGGACACUGGAGAUGAGGAUUCAGUGGCUGGGGAAAUAGACGACCACCAACGGGAAGAGAGGACAACCAUUAAUGGCCGGAACUGUGGCUCCGGUGAUUCUUUCUCAGGUCUGUUCCCCCGUAAGCCCACCCCCAUUACCAGCCCAACCCUGUCCAACUCAUCAAAUAAGAGGAUCAAGAUAGAAAAGGACUUGGACAUUCCCCCCGUACCCCACAUUCCUUCUGAGAAUGUGUACUCCCAGUGGUUGGUUGGCUAUGCUGCCUCACGCCACUUCAUCAAAGACCCUUUUCUAGGCUUCAGUGACUCCAGACAAUCGCCCUUUGCCACCUCCUCUGAGCACUCUUCAGAGAAUGGCAGCCUGCGCUUCUCAACCCCUCCAGGUGACUUGCUAGAUGGGGGUUUGUCUGGCCGCAGCGGCACCGCCAGCGGGGGCAGCACACCUCAUCUAGGUGGUGGCCCUGGUCCAGGUCGACCUAGUUCCAAGGACAGCAGGAGGUGCGACACCUGCGAGUUCUGUGGUAAGGUGUUCAAGAACUGUAGCAACCUGACGGUGCACCGGCGUAGUCACACUGGUGAAAGGCCCUACAAGUGUGAGCUGUGCAACUAUGCCUGUGCCCAGAGCUCCAAGCUCACACGCCACAUGAAGACACAUGGCCAGCUUGGUAAGGAGGUCUAUCGCUGUGACAUUUGCCAAAUGCCCUUCAGCGUGUACAGCACCCUGGAGAAACAUAUGAAAAAGUGGCAUGGAGAACAUUUGAUGACCAGUGAGGUCAAACUUGAACAAACAGAGAGGGCCUAAAGCUAAUUCCCUGUUUCCGUAUUCUUUGACUUCAAAAUAACAAAAAGGGGUAGCUGGAUACUUUUUUAUAAGAUUAAUUAAUUUUGGGUUAAUUUUAAUUGCGUCUUUUAUUAAAUAAACUGCCAACUGAGAAAAAAAAAAGUGAAAACAGAGAUCAACUGAAGCUGUCUAAACUGCCUUAUGUGGCAUUCGUUUUUAAACAAUCCGUCAGUUGAGUUAUAAAAUAUAUGGAGCCUUUAACUGUGCAAUAAUUUCUGUAUUUAUUGGAUUUUGUAUUUUGGCAUGUGCAGGUACAUUUUUAUUAGAAUUUUUUUUAUUGUUUUCUUUUGCAUUACUGUUUUUUUUUAAACCCACGUGAUAUCCUGAGAGUUCCUUAGAGGACAGAAAUCCAUUUUGUCUCUUUAUUUUUUGGCCACUUCUUGUAGGAAAUUGUAUAUUAAGCUAAAUGUGUAAUUUCUUGAAAAGCUGAAUCAAUCUUCAAUUUGAAAGUGGCGUUAACUGAGAAUGCUAGAAUUAGUCUAUUUUAUGUGAUACGCGAACAACAAUCCUUUGGCAUUGUAGCAUGAACUGACUCUAAAACAUGUCAACCUAAUUUGAUAUAUAGCACCGAGUGUCAUAUUUGACGAUAAAUGUAAAAUGAAAGAGGAUCCCAAGGUUCGUAAACCCCGUCUCCUCAUGAAAACACCCUAACCGGCCACAAGAAACUGAUGAUAGGUAAGGCAGCUGCUGACUGCUACAUAGUGCCGAGCUCCGACAACGCUACAACAUCUUUCCCUUUGUUUUGUUUUAAUACCAUCUCAUCUACAUUCAUACACCCAUGCACUCUUUUGCAUGAAGCCAUAUGAUCUGUGUUAUUUAUUAGGAGAGAGCGCGAAGCCAUCACGAGUAUGCGUAGCAAGAAACAGAACAAUGAGACCGAGCGAACACAGGGACAUCUCAGGGUAAACUGUACUACUUUCCUUUAUUUACCUGUUCACUCCUGUGUUGCCCCUUGGCAAACAACUUGCAAAGCAUUUAUUUCAUCAUAGGUUGUAAUCAUUAGAGGCCGUUUUACCCCUCACAUGGCUAAAGUUUUAGCCUUAACAUCCACCAGCUCACAAGUGUCCUCUUUAAUCCUAUGAUUAGGUUCAAUUCUUCCACUUUGUAUGGAAUCUGUAUGUAUUUGGCACACAUGGAUGGCAAACUUGUAAUGGAAGGGUCGUUAAGAAAUUUACAUUUAGAUUUGCAUAAGCAAAAAUUACAUAGAAACAGUACACGUCAAGCCUAAACAGGUCACUGGCAACCUAGUGGAUGUUAAGACCUCAAAGUUUGAUUUCUAAAAUAAUAAAAAAAUAAUAAUAGCCAGAUCCCUAUGCAUUUUGUGCUAAAAUACAUGACAAUUUGUUGAACUUGCAUUAGUAGUAAAUUUGGACUUAUUGCAUUCUAGUGCUUGUACAGUUUGAUUGA
Molecule: messenger RNA, 4744 nt
Organism: Pelmatolapia mariae (spotted tilapia)
Lineage: Eukaryota; Metazoa; Chordata; Actinopteri; Cichliformes; Cichlidae
Gene: bcl11ba
Product: BCL11 transcription factor B a
Exons: 3
Coding region: 731-3298 (855 amino acids)
Biological process (GO): positive regulation of transcription by RNA polymerase II
Cellular component (GO): nucleus
Molecular function (GO): DNA-binding transcription factor activity; RNA polymerase II cis-regulatory region sequence-specific DNA binding
Source: RefSeq, a predicted model, not a curated record